Molecule: messenger RNA, 1115 nt
Organism: Telopea speciosissima
Lineage: Eukaryota; Viridiplantae; Streptophyta; Magnoliopsida; Proteales; Proteaceae
Product: naringenin,2-oxoglutarate 3-dioxygenase
Exons: 3
Coding region: 1-1092 (363 amino acids)
Source: RefSeq, a predicted model, not a curated record
AUGGCCCCUUCUACCUUGACGGCUUUGGUAGGGGAGAAGACGCUUCAAUCGAGCUUCGUUAGAGAUGAAGACGAGCGUCCGAAGGUAGCAUACAACCAGUUCAGUAAUGAAAUUCCUGUGAUUUCUUUGGCAGGGAUCGAUGAAUCUGACGGGAGAAGGGCUGAGAUCUGCAAGAAGAUCGUCGAUGCUUGCGAAGAUUGGGGUGUCUUCCAGGUUGUUGAUCAUGGCGUCGAUGUUAGCCUUGUUUCUGAGAUGACUCGCCUCGCUCGCGAGUUCUUCGCUCUCCCUCCUGAGGAGAAGCUCCGGUUUGACAUGUCUGGUGGCAAGAAGGGUGGUUUCAUCGUCUCCAGUCACCUCCAGGGAGAGGCAGUCCAGGACUGGCGUGAGAUCGUGACCUACUUCUCAUACCCAAUUCGGACUCGUGACUACUCAAGGUGGCCGGACAAGCCCGAGGGAUGGAGGGCAGUGACCCAAAACUACAGCGAAAAGCUCAUGGGGCUGGCCUGCAAGCUGCUGGAGGUGCUCUCCGAAGCUAUGGGACUCGAAAAGGAAGCCCUCACCAAGGCCUGCGUCGACAUGGACCAGAAAGUUGUGGUCAACUUUUACCCCAAGUGCCCACAGCCCGACCUCACCCUCGGCCUUAAGCGUCACACCGACCCUGGCACCAUCACCCUCCUCCUCCAGGACCAGGUGGGUGGACUCCAGGCCACGAGGGAUGGCGGCAAGACUUGGAUUACUGUUCAGCCAGUUGAGGGUGCCUUCGUCGUUAACCUCGGCGACCAUGGUCACUACUUGAGCAAUGGGAGGUUCAAGAACGCGGAUCACCAGGCGGUGGUGAACUCCAACUGCAGCAGGCUGUCGAUUGCCACGUUCCAGAACCCAGCCCCUGAGGCGAUCGUGUACCCACUGAAGGUCAGGGAAGGGGAGAAGCCCGUGCUGGAGGAACCCAUCACUUUUGCAGAGAUGUACCGCAGGAAGAUGAGCAAGGAUCUGGAGCUGGCCAGGCUCAAGAAGUUGGCCAAGGAGCAACAAGUGCAGGAAGUAGAGAAGGCCAAGCUGGAGAGCAAACCCAUCGACAAGAUUUUUGCCUGAAUUUCUGUACUACCAUGGUGUAA